GGAGAGAAAAGGCCAGCAAAAGGGUCAGAGGCAGCACGUGUGCAAGAUCUGAUAAGCUCCCAUCGCCAAUAGCCGGCAUGCAGCCCCGGUGCACGUCGGGUUCGCCACGGCAUGUGCCUCGACGGCACUCGCCGUACGACAGGAGCAACAGCGGCGCCCACAGCGGGCACAGCACAGGCAGCGCGGGCAGCGUCAACAGGCAGACACAGGGACAGUACAGGAGAGGUAAGUUAAGUGAUGUGAGGCAACGAGCGCAACCCACACGUACAAGUGUCUUUGUGUGUGGAUGUCGGUGAUAUAUUGUGUGUGGAUGUCGUUGUUGCUUUCAGGCGAGACGAGUUAUCUGCCUGGGAUGACGUUGACUGACUUGUGGUUCGACUGCCCACUCGACUACAACAAUCCCAAGGGCGAAUGGGUGGGUAUAGGAGCGCGGCAGACAGACAGACAGACAGACAGGCGGAUGUGCGAUGGUGUGCGUUUGUGCGUUGGGUCCACGCAGAUCAAAGUGUUUGUCCGCGAGGUCGUAUCGACAGGCCGCGAACGGUCCAAUCAGGUGGCUUCAUACACCCAUUCACUGCCAGCGUCAGCACGCGCCACUGGGUCUGUCUGUGUGUCUGUGUGUGUUCAGCCUGCCUUGCUGUACCUGGAGGGCGGGCCCGGGUUCCCCGCACCACGACCGGUGUCCAAAUCCGGUAAGCGUCGAUAGCGAUCGACAGACACGCGAGAACACGUGUACAACUCAGUCUGUGUGUGGGUGUGCUGUCGUGUGUGCGGUUCUAGUAGGUUGGCUCCACCGGUCUCUGGAGGAGUAUCGCGUCUACCUGCUCGACGAGCGGGGCACCGGCAACAGGUCACCACACUGAUGGCCGUGAGUGUGCUUACUUGCGCGUGUGUGGUGUGGAUGAUUCAGCACGCCCGUGACCCACGAGACGUUGAGCCACUUUCCAUCCCCACAGCAGCAGGCUGCCUACCUGAUGCACUUCAGGGCCGACAGCAUCAUCCGCGACUGCGAGAGGAUCAGGAGCAUACUGCUCAACCAAGAGAGGUGACCGACACACACACAGACACACACGAAGGACGUCUGGGUACACGUGCGUGUGUGUGUGUGUGUCAGGUGGACGGUGUUGGGUCAGAGCUAUGGCGGUUUCCUGAUCAUGAGAUACCUGUCGGAGGCGCCACAUGCGCUGGAAGCCGCCAUCAUCACAGGGGGGCUGCCGCCCCUUCAACGCAGGUAUCUGUCGCCAUGCACAUUCCACACACAGGUCAAGGUCAUCGCUCUCUGCAACUUUCCAUGCGAUCAACAAUUGUCAAUCAUCAGCGCUGAGGAGGUCUAUCGUGCCACGUUUCGUCGCGUCAUGGAGAGGAACAGGCGAUUCUACGAGAGAUACCCAGGGGUCAGCUCAGCCAAACAGUCAGAAGACACAACACAAACCGGCACAGCCACACAAGGGUGCAUGGGCAUGUGGUUCGUGUGCAUCAGGACGUCAAGCGUGUGCAGGACAUCGUGCGCCACCUCCACUACAACCCCACACCGCUGCCCUCGGGCGGCCUCCUCACCGCCAGGCGGUUCCUGCAGCUGGGCAUGGGAUUUGGCAUGGCCUCGGGCUUCGAGUAAGAGAGCACACACGGACACAAAGAGGAUCCUGUGACAUUUUGGGCGGCUUCAUGUGUGAUGAUUCAAUCAGGUACACUCACUACCUGAUAGAGCAGGCCUUCCUGACGCCUCCAGUUUUGCCGACGCCCGCACCAGUGCCACCACCCGCCGCACCGGCACCAAGUACGGCUACAGAGAGAGACACAUGGCUGCCCCCACCACCGUGCACAAUGUGUGUGUUACGGUUGCAGGUGCAUCGUCGUCUUCCCCCCCUCCCCCGUCCUUCCACCCAUCUGGCGAGGCGAUGCCGCAGCAGGCGUCACUCACACUCAUGGACGUCGAAAGCCCCACAGGUAUCCGUAUAGAACUUUAUGCAGACAAAGUGUGCCUGUGUUGAGAGGGGGGCGUGUGUGUUUCGUUGUGUUGGUGUCAUAGGCAUGCGCGACAUGAGCACCGGUCCGAUGCGGCCGGUGGAGCCUCUGCAGCUCAGCUAUCAGUUCCUCAGGGGCGUCGAGAGCGGACAGUCUUUCGAGGUAAGGGACCCCAGCUCACCAGACAGACAACCAGCACAGUGAACCUGUCUCUGUGCAGCUGAACCCGUUGUACGCGUUGCUGCACGAGUCCAUCUACUGCACGUCGGGUGUGCCGCCGUCGAUGUGGGCGGCCGAGCGCGUCAUCCGCGGCGGUGACCCGAUGUUUGUCCGGGCAUUCGACUAUGAGGGCAAGCUGCACUACAGCGAUGGAGACAUCAUGAAGGAGCCCAUUCUUUUCACCGGUAGACGUGCCGAUGGGUGUGGGGUGGGACGGGAGGAGGCGCAUCCUCUGUCGUGUGUUCCGUGUGUGUGUUGUGUUGUGUGUAGGUGAGAUGGUGUUCAGUUGGAUGUUUGAGGACUACGAGAAGCUGAGGCCUCUCAGGGACGUGGCCAACCUGAUCGCCAACAAAGACGACUGGCCGCCUCUCUACAGCAUUGACAGCCUCAAAAGGUACCAAACAACACAGACGGACACACACACAUGCGUCCAUCCACAUGUGAUGGUCAGGUGUGACGUGCCGUGUGCUGCUGCGGUGUAUUACGAGGACAUGUAUGUGGAGUCUCGCUUCUCGGAGGAGACCGCCAAUGUGCUGCCCUCAUGCAAGAUUUGGCUCACUAACGAAUACCAACACUCGGGGCUCAGAGGUACGUCGACGAGACGCAGAGAGAGAGAGAGAGAGAGAGAGAGAGCUGGACGUUUGACCUGUUUCAACGUGCAGAUGACGGCUACACGAUUUUGAACAAGCUUUUUUGGAUGGUCCGGGGCGGCGUGGCCAUCCCGUCAUGACACUCAUGGGUGGAUGAAGAUCGAUGGAUGCGUGGAGUGCGAAAUGCGCGCGCAUUUGCCUACAUUGACAUGCAGACAGGCAUUGGUGUGUGUGUGCGUGUGUAGCUGAGCGAGUAUGUAUACUAGCGGGCGGAAAUGUGUACGUUUGUGUGUUGUGUACAUACAUUCAGGCAGGCAGGCAUCGGCCGAUCGGCCCUCUAAUGAGCGGCCGCGUGUGCAAGGCAGUGGUCGACACGGACUCAUGCGUGCAGUGGACGAUGGGAAUCGCUGUUCCUUCUAGCUGCACGUAUGUAUGUGCGUGUUGACUGCAUUGUGGCCGUAUACACUGACUGAUUCAAUAUCCCACAGCAGUACCUACCAACGUGCACUAAGAGAGUCACCCCUCAA
This is a messenger RNA of Vitrella brassicaformis, 3301 nucleotides long. NCBI's taxonomy places the organism in Eukaryota, Vitrellaceae. The record is from the annotation of a GenBank genome assembly.